AUGAAGAGUAGGGGUCUUUGUGACGACGCUACACAGUUGUGCGGAUCCUUAGAAGCACAGAGCAGCUGUAGUCAAUGUAUCAAACAACACCCAGACUGUGCAUGGUGUCGGGAUCCUCACAGCACCGAGCAAAACCGAUGUCAGGUAAGGUCAGCAUUCAAGCCCGAUACGUGUAAUCCAUCGUAUGUUUAUUCACCAACUACUGAAAUCCGAAUCGGUCCACACGUGAAACACCUAAUGGAAUCAUCGGUCAACAACACAUUCCAUUUUUCAAGAAUGAGACGUCGUUGUUCUUUUUGUGAUUUCUUUAAGUUAAAGGUCACCGUGAUGGACUGUCGCGACGGUUCUGACAUCGCCAUUUCUGUUGGAGUAUACGGAUACACAACGGUCUCCGCUCUUUAUAUUACGCCUUUAUGCGGCUGUGAAUGUGAAAAACCUAACCAACAGAAUUCGCCACUGUGUCAUCAACAUGGCAAUCUGAUCUGUGGUCAAUGUGUCUGUGAAUCGACUCGAGGAGGUGAUCGAUGUGAAUGUCCACUUGCAAGUUAUGGCGUGAAAAAUGCGCUCGAAUUAGAGGACCGAUGUCGAGAAAAGCCCGGCGUUCCUGUUUGCUCUGGUCGAGGUCUAUGCAGAUGUGGGCAAUGUCAGUGCAACUUGCAAACGGUAAAGGACGGUCGAUUCUGUCAAUGUGAUCAUUCAUCUUGCCCUACUGGAGCUAAUGGACGGCAGUGCAGUGGAAAUGGUGUGUGCGAAUGUGGAACAUGCAGAUGUGAGGAAGGAUGGGAACGAGAGGAUUGCUCUUGCAGUACGGACAAGGGCACAUGUACGGAAGGCGGAGUGAGUUUAACGUCACAACUUACUAUAAGUCAUAGCGAAGUUUCAUCGAAAAUUAAAAUUUUGAGUUUUUGGGUUUUAAUAGUAGAAUAG
Messenger RNA from Haemonchus placei, 927 nucleotides. The record is from the annotation of a GenBank genome assembly. NCBI's taxonomy places the organism in Eukaryota, Metazoa, Nematoda, Chromadorea, Rhabditida, Trichostrongylidae.